Spinacia oleracea (spinach) is the source of this 1766-nucleotide messenger RNA. RefSeq lists its product as uncharacterized. The record is from RefSeq and is a predicted model, not a curated record. The transcript has 5 exons. NCBI's taxonomy places the organism in Eukaryota, Viridiplantae, Streptophyta, Magnoliopsida, Caryophyllales, Amaranthaceae. The coding region runs from base 102 to 1550 and encodes 482 amino acids.
GAAAAGUCAUCCACAUACUGUAUAAAUAAAAUGGCAAGCUAGUGUUGUUUAAACAUUCCACUCUUAUAGUCCUAUCAUAUCGGAACUUAAACGUACGGAAAAUGGGAGGAGAAACUGAUCAUAGCAAAGUUGACAAUAUAUCUCAACUUCUGAUGUCGGAAGACAAGUUAAGGGAUCUGGCUUGGUUGAUGUAUCUACAAGAGGCACAGCGCAUACAGACCAUUAAAUUUAGGUCCGUAUAUCACCGGAUACAGUACCUUCGAGACUGCCGAAAGACCUACGAGUCUGCCAUUCAAAUCCUGGAUUUCGCCGAGCAGAUUGAGUUUCUUAAGCGUAAGCGUGAUCUUCAACAAGAUGAUAAGGUGGAUGACUCCAUUUCUUCGGCUUGUGAUCAUCUGAAAGAGUUCGCCAAUAUUUCCGUGGGUGUAGCUUGUAGAGCUUUGCCAAGCUUCCACAUUCGCCACGAGUACUUGAAGAAGAUCAGAGAAUAUGUACAAGAGACGCACACGGCGUUGGACCGUAUUAAGUCUUUCGUCGUUGAUGGAGCACUUGGAGUCCAGUGUUUACGAGCUGAAAAUAUCGUGGGCGAGUUGAUGGAACACAAGCAACUCUCGCUCGAUUUUCUAAAGUCACGUCAAAUCCCUUCUACAAUCCGGAAAAGAUUUUCGAGGAGGAUUUACAAGCAUCCUACGGAUAACUUGUUUAACCACGUCGUCGUUAAGUACAAAGCUAAGGCCGCUGCGCGAAGAAAUAGCUCAGAAACAGAGGGAGGAACAAAUAGAGAAGUCUCAGAAACAAAUACUGCCGAGAUAGAGGGAGUGACUUUGGAAGAAUCGGUAGAAAUACAGAAUUUGGAGACUCUUGAGGUUUAUGAUGAAAUUGCGGUUAAAGCUGGAAAGCGUUCGUAUGCCAAUCUAGCAAAGGGUGCAAAAUGGUUCGGUAGAGCACUCAUCAUUUUCCAAAUGGGCAUGAUAGUUUAUGAUACGAUUGAAUCAGAUCAUCCAGUGCAAACCGCAGUAAAAGAGACCGUGGAGUUUGGUGCAUCGGUAGCUGGUGGGAUUGCAGGCGAGAUGAUAGGUACUGCUGCUACAGUUUCCUUGUUUGCUGCGACAGGGAUUGCAACCACAACAGUAGUUGCUUCAGUUGCUGUACUUGCGGCUUCGAUAAUAACUGGUGUCGUAUUAGCUGUUGCGGUCGGAGCCUUAACUGGUUACUUAAUUAGCAAGUUUUUCGAGUCUGGAGGAGAAACUUCAAAAGCCCCUAAAACUCCUACUACUACAACAACUACUACACUCCCUAGUCUUAAGAAAUGCGUUAUUCGUCAUCCUACGACUGAACAUCUUGUCAUCCAUGUUGCCAAAAUGCCUGAUGCUGAACGCUUAGCUCGCCGGCUUACUGCAGGCGCGCGAGUUGGAGUAUAUACAGUACCAGAUCAAACCACAGAAGCUGAUCAUACUGAUAAAACUACAACAGCUCAUCAUCAGUCUCUUGAAAAGGCUUUUGGAGGAGCACGGGAUCCAAUUAUUUAUAGAUAUAAGUCACCCUAUUAAUAUAAUACCCGCAAGUUGAAUCAUGCAAGAAUUAACAGCUUAACAAGCUUCUUCCUGAUUGGGUUUUUGUUAGUGAUCACCUUCUUGGUUGAUCACAAACUGAAAGUUGCUAAGCAACUUAACAGUAAAUGCAAAGAGAAAGAGAGGAAGAAAGAGAGAUAGAUUGUUUUCUUAUUGAAUGAAUAAAGAUUACAGCAUGAUUGGCAUUAUAUACAA